GGAGGUGGGAUCCUGCUCCGGUCCUUCUGACAGUCCCUGCCAUCAUCUCUGCUUAGUCCGGAUGUCUGGCUACUGUUGUGCUGCCAGCGCCACCCGGAACAGGGCCCCUUGGCGCCCCCACCUGGGAGUGGAUGGGAAUGCCACGCUCCGCUGCCUAUAUUUAGUUUCACGGCAGUUCCGGUUCUGGCGUUUGUAUUUCCGAUCACGUGUUUUGCGCCUGCGUCGUCCACCUGGGUGGAUAGGGUAGCAGAAGCCCCGCCCAGACUCCAUUUCCCGGUGUUCGCCGCGGUAGCGCGGGGUGUAACGGGUGUUGUAGUUCGGCUGCUCUUCUGGCUGGUCCAGCUACAUCGACUAGCAGGAUGUCGGAGGUGCGGCUGCCACCGCUACGCGCCCUGGAUGACUUCGUUUUGGGGUCGGCGCGUCUAGCGGCCCCGGAUCCUUGCGACCCGCAGCGAUGGUGCCACCGUGUCAUCAACAACCUUCUCUACUACCAAACCAACUACCUUGUCUGCUUCGGCUUCGGUCUUGCCCUGGCUGGGUACGUGCGCCCGCUGCACACUCUCCUAAGCGCGCUGGUAGUGGCAGUGGCCCUCGGGGUACUGGUGUGGGCGGCUGAGACGCGCUGCCGCCGCAGUCACCCCGCCGCCUGCCUGGCCGCAGUGCUUGCCGUUGGCCUCCUGGUCCUCUGGGCGGUGGGCGGCGCUUGCACUUUCCUGCUCAGCAUUGCCGGGCCAGUGCUUCUGAUCCUGGUGCACGCCUCGCUGCGCCUGCGCAACCUCAAGAACAAGAUAGAGAACAAGAUUGAGAGCAUUGGUCUCAAGCGGACACCAAUGGGGCUGCUACUGGAAGCGCUGGGACAAGAGCAGGAGGCUGGAUCCUAGGGCCUUGGGAUCUAUCUGUACCCAUGACCUGGAGAAUCCCAACCCCAACCCAUAACCGGGAGUUAGAGCCUUUUCCCAGUCCUUAAAAUAGGAGCCUCUUGCCCAGUUAAAAAAGCAGGGCAUCUGUAAUGCUCCCCCUACCCCACCCCUAGAUCCAAAACUACCCAGUCCCCAUUGCCUAGGGGAACAGAGUCUUCCCCAGCCCUGAACUUGAGACACAGAGCCACUCAUCCAUCCAGCCCAGAAGUGGGGCUUAGAGAUUAGAGUAUCCAUGGCCAAUAUCAAAUUCUGGAUGGAACCCUCCCACAAACCUAAUCUGGGACCCACUUGUCUCCCAUGCUCAGUCCCAAAGCUGGGGUGUGGGACGGAGACAUUCUCAAAUCUUGAGUCUUAGAUCAAGGCUUUUCCAGAUCACACCCCAGCUUUGAACCCAGAACAAGGCAUUGCCAAAUCUUGACCCCAGGACCAAAGUGUUCUCAGUCCCCUCUGGGUAGAAGUCAGGUAUCCUGAUCCUGUUGAACCCUUGGUCCCCAGUAACCCCAACACUCACCAGUCCCAUUUGCCUCCCUUCAGCUCUGCUUAGGGAUUCUGCCCCUCACCCCCCCCCCCCCCACACACACACAAGUUCCACGGUGGUGAGGACCAUGGGGUGGGGGUAGCGCUGACCUGGAAUGAGGCAUAUAUAUCAGUGUUAUUGCAACAAUAAAAGCUGUUACAUCGCUCAAGCCAAUUGGGCCUAUCAUA
This is a messenger RNA of Myotis brandtii (Brandt's bat), 1625 nucleotides long. RefSeq names its product PRA1 domain family, member 2 (gene PRAF2). The record is from RefSeq and is a predicted model, not a curated record. Lineage: Eukaryota; Metazoa; Chordata; Mammalia; Chiroptera; Vespertilionidae. Gene Ontology annotation, cellular component: membrane.